Cylicocyclus nassatus is the source of this 1206-nucleotide messenger RNA. NCBI's taxonomy places the organism in Eukaryota, Metazoa, Nematoda, Chromadorea, Rhabditida, Strongylidae. The record is from the annotation of a GenBank genome assembly.
AUGGUACUCGGAUCGGCAAACAGCACUCAUCGCGCUCACCAUCGGCUACAGAGGCCCGAUUGCAAAACAGGAGAUCUCGGUUCAAAAGCGGGAGAUAUAGCCCAGAUUCUGAUGCAGAAUUACAGCAGAAAUGCGCUUCCUCCAAUGGCUCCUAUUGAAGUGGAGGUAGAAAUAACUAUACUGGAUAUCUCAGACAUCUCUGCUAUCAGAGGAAGUUUUGUUAUGGAUUUUUUAAUUAGCUCCAUCUGGAUGGAUAGGCGGUUAGCAUUUGGACAUCUUGACCCGUGUAGGAAAAAUUUAUCGUUGGAUCACGACAUGGAACCCCGACUGUGGUCUCCAAAUGUUUGCGUAGUCAAUUCGAAGUCAACUAAGGUGCACGAUUCUCCCAAACCCAACAUUCUUCUUAUGAUCUUUCCAAACGGGACAGUAUGGCUCAACUAUCGAGUUCGUUCAGAGGCCCCCUGCCACAUGGAUCUACGAACGUUCCCACUGGAUAGCAUCAGGUGCACACUGUUACUGGAAAGCUACUCAUACAACUCUGCUGAGGUAUCACUUCACUGGCUCGAAUGGUCUCCGGUCAGCUCUGUCAAGCAAGAUUGGAACUUGCCAGAUUUCAAGAUGACUAACAUCACGUAUGGAUCUUUUACGGAGACAUAUACAGCGGGUUUAUGGCACCGUUUGUCCGUUUCUAUUCAUUUUGAACGCCUUUACGGCUUUUAUAUAUUACAGAUGUACUUACCAACUUAUGUCUCCGUUUUCAUCUCUUGGAUUGCAUUUUGGAUGGACACACGAGCGCUACCGGCAAGGAUCACACUGUCGGUUUCAUCGCUUAUGGCUCUCACCUUCCAAUUUGGAAACAUCGUCAAGUCUUUACCAAAGGCCUCCUAUGUGAAAGCCAUUGACAUCUGGAUGUUUGGCUGUGUCGGGUUCAUCUUCUUUUCUUUGGUCGAGUUGGCGAUAGUGGCAUACAAUGACAAAAUGGAUGACCAACGUCUUAGAAGCUCAAGUGUGUCUGGCCCAUCCUCAAAUGGAACUUCUUCAGGAUUCAGAAGAAGCGUUGUCGAAAUGUCAAUGCACAGAACCAGAGGAGAUCAUUUGAGUGCUGCAAUCGACAAAGCAGCAAGUGUGGCAUUUCCCGUGGGUUUUGCGAUCUUCAACGUAUGCUAUUGGGUCUACUAUGUCACAAGAGCAAGAAUGAAAUUGUGA